CUGCCAGCUAACGUUAGCUCUCGAACGGAUGCUACUCUGCUUGCUAGCAAACAUGCUAGCUAGUUAACAGUUUAUCUCGUAAAUCCGAUGAUGAGUCCAGGUGGUUUCAUAAGGUCCGUUUGAGCCGUAUCCUUUUGUUUUUUUUCCGGCUUCAAAGGGACACGCCACCGUGCGCGUAACCGUUGCCAACACGGUGUUGUCACCUGUAGCCAGUUAUGGCACCAGGGGACAUGGUGCAGGACCAUGCCAAGCAGCUGAAGCCCAAGGACAAGCGGCCUGUAAGCAGGACAUCGAAGGCAGACUGCGAGCCGGAUGGCUCCUUUGUCUUUGAGGCUCACGAGGCCUGGAAGGACUUCCAUAACUCCCUCAGACAUUUCUAUGAAGUAGGAGAGCUCUGUGAUGUCACGCUGAAGGUCGGUCCCUCUAUCCAGACUCAAGUCGGCAGUAGGUUGAUACCAUGCCACAAGCUUGUGCUGGCUUGCGUCAUCCCUUACUUCAGGGCCAUGUUCCUCUCUGAGAUGUCAGAGGCCAAGCAGGAACUGAUCGAGAUCAAGGACUUUGAUGGUGACGCCAUCCAGGACCUGGUGCAUUUUGCCUAUUCCUCCAAGCUCACAUUAACCGUGGACAACGUCCAGCCACUGCUGUACGCUGCCUGCAUCCUUCAGGUGGAGUUGGUGGCGAGAGCCUGCUGCGAGUACAUGAAGGCCCACUUCCACCCCACCAACUGCCUGGCGGUGCGCACCUUCGCCGAGAGCCACAACCGCGUGGACCUGAUGGACAUGGCGGACCGCUACGCCUGCGAACACUUCACCGAGGUGGUGGACUGCGAGGACUUCACCUGCGUGUCCCCCCAGCACCUGCGCACCUUGCUCUCCUCCGGCGAGCUCAACAUCCAUUCGGAGACGCAGGUGUACAACGCGGCGGUGAAGUGGCUGAAGGCGAACCCGCAGCACCACGAGGACUGGCUGGACCAGAUCAUGUCUCAGGUGCGCCUGCCGCUGCUCCCCGUGGAGUUCCUGACCGGAACGGUGUCGAAGGACGAGAUGAUCAAAGGCAACCUGAGCUGUCGCGACCUGAUGGACGAGGCCAGGAACUACCACCUGCACCUGAGCAACAAGGUGGUGCAGGACUUUGAGUACUCCGUCCGCACCGUUCCCCGGAAACACACCGCAGGGGUUUUGUUCUGUGUGGGCGGCCGGGGGGGUUCUGGUGACCCAUUUCGCAGCAUCGAGUGUUACUCCAUCACAAAGAACAGUUGGUUCUUUGGCCCCGAAAUGAACAGCAGACGGCGUCAUGUGGGUGUGAUAUCUGUGGGAGGCAGGGUGUAUGCAGUCGGGGGCCAUGAUGGAAGCGAACACUUGGGCAACAUGGAGAUGUUUGACCCCCUCACCAACAAGUGGAUGAUGAAAGCCUCCAUGAACACCAAGAGGAGGGGCAUCGCCCUGGCAGCUCUCGGCGGCCCCAUCUACGCCAUCGGAGGCCUGGACGACAACUCCUGCUUCAACGACGUCGAGCGCUACGACAUCGAGAGCGACUGCUGGAGCGCCGUGGCGCCGAUGAACACUCCCAGAGGAGGAGUCGGCUCCGUCGCGCUCGGGAGUUUCGUGUACGCGGUGGGAGGCAACGACGGCGUGGCGUCCCUGUCCAGCGUGGAGCGGUUCAACCCGCACCUCAACAAGUGGACGGAGGUCAGCGAGAUGGGCCAGCGGCGGGCGGGGAACGGAGUCAGCAAACUCAACGGCUGCCUCUACGUAGUGGGCGGCUUUGACGACAACUCCCCGCUGAGCUCCGUGGAGCGCUUCGACCCCCGGAUGCACCGCUGGGAGUACGUGUCGGAGCUGACCACCCCGCGGGGGGGCGUCGGGGUCGCCACCGUGAUGGGGAGAGUGUUCGCGGUCGGCGGUCACAACGGGAACAUCUACCUGAACACGGUGGAGGCGUUUGAGCCCCGAAUGAACAGGUGGGAGCUGGUGGGCUCCGUGUCUCACUGCCGCGCCGGAGCCGGCGUCGCCGUCUGCUCGUCUCACGUCAGCCAGAUCCGGGACGUGGGACAGGGCUCCAGCAACGUGGCCAACUGCAUGUGACCCGGCUCCUCCUCCCCAGGUGACCCGACUGCCAAGUCCCCGUCGGACCUGAUCACUGCGCACGGAGCGCACGCACGCACGCACACACACACACACACACACACACACACACUCACUGUGGCUGAUAUUCAGUCUGCACACGUGUCGUUAGUGAGGUUCUACUGACUUGAAGUGCACAACGGAUAAAUCUGAAGUCUUCUAUGACACAUUUAAGAUAUUUCUAUUGGUGUUUUUUUUUGUACCGUGUUUUCUCUUGUUUGACACCCUUGCCAUAGUUUUUGACUUUUCGUAAAGGCGCCGCAGUAGCUGAGCCUAGUGGUAUUUGAUACUAACGUCUCGGGAAUGGGAGGUGAGUUUUUGCUGCACGUUGUGAACGAGGUGUGCGCAGUAGGCCUCUGUAGUACUCUGCAGUUCUUUUCCACAGAGAUUUGAAAAAUCAGACUAUUUUAAAACAAUCAACAAUGACACGUUCUUCGCAGUGCACGCAGUUAAAAAUGUCAACGGUGUCACCAGUCAAUCUGCAACACAAUGUUAAGUUGUCAAACACUUUUUUUUUUUUCUUUCGUUCCUGAGAUCUUAUUAUAGGUUAAGUGCGUAAUUUUUUGACUUUUUAAAGGUGCGUUUUGGGGAUUGUUCUAUCGACUGCUGUGCGUGGAUCACAUCGCAGCAGUUCUAGCUGGACUUUUCAAGUAAUUGCGUUGGAACAAUCAUCCGGUUCAAACGGCGACACGUCGUUCGCUGGGCCGGAGGCGACGGGUUCAAGGAGUUUAAACUGCUGCAAGUACCAAACAAAAAAAAUAUAGUGGGUCCCUGAGUCGCCUCCUCGCGACGGUUUGGUGACGUUGGAGGACUCAUCAGAGCAAUACGGUGCCCCUCUCGACGACUAUUUCCACUUUUAUUGUACAGAGAUCUGUUCAAACGGGCCGGGACAGAGGCUCACGUUGAAGAUUUGUGUUUGACGAUAGCUGGACUGUCAGAAAUCCUAAUCCCAGGGCUUUCAGAUGCGUAUUCGAUGCGGCGGAGGUUUGUCUCUGCAGAUGGUUGCGUUAUAUUUUAAUAUAUGGAUAUUUUGUAUAAUAAAAUAGGUGUAUCUUUGGUAAUAUCCUUUACUACUAUCUAAUCCAUUGCUGUGCACUAUUUUCAUAGAAUAGAUGUGAAGUCUCAGUAUAUUUUUGUCCUAAAUGGAGCAUUUUAUGUUUAAAGAUGUUUAACACCUUACUGCUAUUUCUAUUUCUCUUUUUUUUCUCUGUUUACAGAGUGAUGACUAAAACUUAAAUGCUUUGGGGUUAUAAUAGAAAUAAGAAUAUUAUUUGACAGCUUGUGUACUGGCAAUCAUAAUCUUGGUGCGUAUUAUCAACCUGCAACAUUUUACACCAAAAGCCCCAAAAAAUCUUGUUUCCAACUUUGUUAGCGACUGAGCCAGAAACGUCUUUUCUACGUCUUUUUGUAAACUUUACUGUACUUUGUUGUUCUUUCUCCUCCUGACUGCUGGCAUCCUGUGAGUUUUAUUUACCCGCUAUUGGUAUAAAUUGGUACAAUAAAGUGAUGUGGAAAGUUUA
Pungitius pungitius (ninespine stickleback) is the source of this 3643-nucleotide messenger RNA. It is a transcript of the gene klhl8, whose product is annotated as kelch-like family member 8. The transcript has 12 exons. Gene Ontology annotation, molecular function: protein binding. The coding region runs from base 216 to 2084 and encodes 622 amino acids. NCBI's taxonomy places the organism in Eukaryota, Metazoa, Chordata, Actinopteri, Perciformes, Gasterosteidae. The record is from RefSeq and is a predicted model, not a curated record.